Messenger RNA from Quercus lobata, 1930 nucleotides. Its product is annotated as probable beta-1,3-galactosyltransferase 2. The coding region runs from base 356 to 1579 and encodes 407 amino acids. NCBI's taxonomy places the organism in Eukaryota, Viridiplantae, Streptophyta, Magnoliopsida, Fagales, Fagaceae. Gene Ontology annotation, cellular component: Golgi membrane. Gene Ontology annotation, molecular function: galactosyltransferase activity. The record is from RefSeq and is a predicted model, not a curated record. The transcript has 11 exons.
CGAGUCCUCUCACUUCUGUUCAACUUCAACUUCCCUUGCCUGCAAAGAAGUGUUUAGAGAGAGAGAGAGAGAGAGAACAAAGCAAAGGAUAAAGAAAAGAACAAACUGAUAAGUUAAAAAACAGAGCAACUUCUCUGUUCUGAUACUUUCCUUCUCUCUCUCUCUCUCCAGACUUUUGCUCUGUCUCAAAUCUUGUUUCAGAGCUCACUUUGAAUUUCAAAUUUGAUUAUAAGCUACUUUGGGCUUGGUCUGCUUCUGGGUCUUAUUGAUUUUGUUGUCACUCUCUGCAUUGUAUAUGGGUUUUGCUUAAGAAAGUUAUUGGUUUUGGAAAAUAUAGGAGAAUCUAGCAAUAAAAAUGUCUUGGAAAAGCAAAGGAGAGCAUUCUUCUAGAAGUGUUAUAUCACAAAAAUGGUCCCUCUUUCUUUGUUUGGGCAGUUUCUGUGCUGGAAUGCUCUUCACCAAUAGGAUGUGGACUGUUCCUGAGCCUAAAGGUAUCACACGGACAACGGCAAUGGAAGCUGAAAGAUUAAAACUGGUUUCAGAGGGCUGUGAUCCAAAAAUUUUGCAUCUGAAGGAAGUAAAGCGUGAAUCCAAGGAAAUUUUGGGGGAAGUUUUUAAGACUCAUAAUGCUAUACAGACAUUAGACAAGACUAUUUCAAGUUUAGAGAUGGAAUUAUCUGCCGCCAGGGCAGCUCAGGAGUCUAUACGAAGUGGCUCUCCUUUGUCACAAGAUCUAGAGAAGAGUGAAUCACCUGGGAAAAGAAAGUAUCUAAUGGUCAUAGGAAUAAAUACUGCUUUCAGCAGCCGGAAAAGACGAGAUUCAGUUCGUGCAACAUGGAUGCCACAAGGUGAAAAGAGAAAGAAGCUGGAGGAAGAGAAGGGCAUUAUUGCUCGGUUUGUCAUUGGUCAUAGUGCCACAUCAGGGGGUAUUCUAGACAGAGCUGUUGAAGCUGAGGACAGAAAGCAUGGAGAUUUGCUAAGGCUGGAUCAUGUUGAAGGUUACCUGGAAUUGUCUGCCAAGACAAAGAUAUAUUUUGCUACUGCUGUUGCUUUGUGGGAUGCAGAUUUCUAUAUUAAAGUUGAUGAUGACGUACAUGUAAAUAUAGCAACACUUGGAGAAACUCUAGUUAGACAUCGAUCAAAACCACGGGUAUAUAUUGGAUGCAUGAAAUCUGGUCCUGUCCUUAAUCAAAAGGGAGUGAGAUACCAUGAACCUGAGUACUGGAAAUUCGGUGAGGCUGGGAACAAGUAUUUCCGUCAUGCUACAGGACAGCUCUAUGCUAUUUCCAAAGAUCUGGCAACUUAUAUAUCAAUAAACCAGCAUGUUCUACACAAGUAUGCUAAUGAAGAUGUCUCACUGGGAUCUUGGUUUAUUGGACUUGAUGUGGAGCAUAUCGAUGAUCGGAGACUAUGUUGUGGCACUCCACCUGAUUGUGAGUGGAAGGCUCAGGCAGGCAAUGUCUGUGUAGCUUCGUUUGAUUGGACCUGCAGUGGAAUUUGCAGGUCUGCUGAUAGGAUUAAGGAAGUUCAUCGGCGGUGUGGGGAAGGUGAAAAUGCUUUGUGGAGUGCUUCUUUCUGAGAUGCAGCGGCUUGGACUUCUUCCAAACUCAGGAGGAUGAUAAGCAAGAGUAGUUAAGUAACCAUGCUUUUUUUUUUUUUUUUGCCCUGUAUUUUUGUGUGAGUAUAGAGAGUAUAUCAUCUUACAGUAAGAGAGAGAGAGAGAGAGAGAGAGAGAAGAGGGGCCUUGCUACAAGGACAUUCUUUAUUUUAAGAGAGGAGAUUGCCCAUAGUAGCAGCCAGAAAAGGAAGCAAGAGAUAGUCAACACCCAUUCUUUGAUGCUUGGAAGGCCAAUUUGUAAGUUACAGUUCCAUGGCUAUCAAGCUUUUAAUAAAAUAUAAAUAUCUGGUGGCUUUUGGCACCCUUCCUUAC